Biomphalaria glabrata is the source of this 3808-nucleotide messenger RNA. Its product is annotated as integrin alpha-8-like. Lineage: Eukaryota; Metazoa; Mollusca; Gastropoda; Planorbidae. Gene Ontology annotation, biological process: cell-matrix adhesion; cell adhesion mediated by integrin; integrin-mediated signaling pathway. The record is from RefSeq and is a predicted model, not a curated record. Bases 170 to 3436 code for a protein of 1088 amino acids. Gene Ontology annotation, cellular component: integrin complex; external side of plasma membrane. The transcript has 26 exons. Gene Ontology annotation, molecular function: integrin binding.
CUUACAAGGGUCACACUUGAUGUGUUUUUGAGUUGGGCAGAAUCCGGUUUGUUUCUUCCGUGUAGUUACUCGUAUAUUUCAACAUUCGACCAAAUCAAAAAUGACUUAACAGCUUGGAGCUAAUGUGUAUUGUACAGUCUACCUUUUCCUAAAUUAAAGUACUAGCAUAAUGAAGUCUUUAAUUCACUCGUAUUUAAAUUUUGUUCCUCCAGUAAGCGUUGUGCUGUUUGCUAUGUUCGGGAACAUUUGCUCGUUUAAUCUCAAUGUGCAUGAUAUUAAAAUACUGAGUUCCAGCGUGAGAGGAAAUACAUUUGGAUCUAGCGCUGCUCUCUACACAGCAGAUGAUGGUGGCAUAGAUGCUAUCAUUGGAGCACCAGAACGAAUGGCUGACAGAGACCAGGCUGCAUACAAAACUGGAAAGGUUUACACUUUUAAAAACAUCUUACAAGUAGGCAAUACGAUAGGCGAGGAGUCUUUUCAUAAAAGUUCAAUAGAUAUGCCUACUGCAACAAAAGAUGAAGCUUAUGGCUCUACAGUCGUGGCAGCGGAUUCUAAACUAGUGUUGGUGUGUAGUCCAGCAUGGAAAGACACACAAUCACAAUCACCAAGUAGAACAUAUCCUAUUGGACGAUGCACCCUGCGAAGAUCUAAUAGUAGCUACACAGAGAUUAGACCAUAUUACUUCUCGGACGUAAAAAGAGAUUAUGCAACAAUGAUCAAUGGUAAAAAUUACUACUAUUAUGGAAUGGCAACAACAGGCUUUUCUGCGGAUAUAGACAAGAGAUUCAUAGCUAUUGGAGCUCCAGGAAUUUUAAACUUUGAAGGUUCUGUUAUUGGGUAUAAUCUUAUUUCUGCUGAGGAGUUUAAGCUAGUUGUCCAGAGGGUUUACAAUUUAAAUACAACCAGUUAUGGAUAUGUAGGCUAUUCUGUCAAACUGGGUCGCUUCUGUGCAGACACGAGUUCCUUUUGUGCUGCCACGGGGGCACCCAACAUGUUUCAUGUAGGGCAGGUUAGACUAUUGGAACGCAAACCCCAAGAAUCAAAAGAAAAAUACAUCAAAGUAAUCCAGGAAAUCAAUGGAACAGAUAUUUGGUCAAGUUUUGGUUACAGUCUUGGUGUUGUGAAUAUAAAUAGAAAUUCUUAUGAUGAGCUUCUGGUGGGUGCCCCACUUUACACUGAGUGGUCUAACCCAGAUCAUGUUCCAGAUCAAGGAAUGGUUUUCUUAUAUCAAUAUGAUGCAAAUACAAAGAAAUAUGAAAGAAAUAAUAUUGUCUUAGACGGUGCUCAAUUACCUUAUGGACGAUUUGGAUCUGCCAUAACAGAAAUAGGGGACAUAAAUCUUGAUGGAAUGUCAGAUGUAGCUAUUGGAGCUCCUGGAGAAACUGAUGGAGCUGGAAGUAUUUACAUUUACUUGGGAUCUUUAAAUGGAUUUGUUAAUGUACCAAGUCAAAGAAUUCAAGCCUCACAGAUUCCUGGACAAGUAAAAGGUUUUGGUUUUGCUUUCUCAAACAAAGAAGUUCCUCUUAAUAAAGCAUACCCAGUUUUUGCAGCAACAUCAGUUGUUAGUGAAACGGUGGCUGUGUUUAAAUGCAGGCCUAUUGUGGAAGUUGAAGCAACCCUUACAGCCACACCCAACCCUGUAGAUACUAAAGUCCCCUGUAAUUCCUCUUCAAAAGUUCAAGGCAGCUGUAUGAAAAUUAGGUUUUGUUUGAAGCAUGGCAUAAAGCGAGAUGAAUUCAAAGCAUUAAAUUACUACAUUCACUUGGAUAUUGACACUAAAAUCAAAGCAGUACAAAAUAAACGAGCUUUAUUUAGAAAUGAAAAAAAUGAAUCAGCUCACUCAGUCAACAAAAGUAACAUAGCUGUCAGGUCACCAAACAGUCCAGCAUGCAAUGAGUUUCUUGCUGUGCUUCAAGAUGCACAAAUAAACAAAGACAGAUUCACACCAAUUAUUAUUGUUGCUGACUUCAGAAUAGAGCCUUCCCAGAAUCCAGCUAAUGAUCCAGUUUUGGAUGAGACCAAAGCUAGUAAUAGAACUUUAGAAGUAACAUUUGUUAAUGAAUGUGGUUCUGAUGCUAAAUGUGAAGUUGAUCUUUCAGUUAAUGCUAAUUUAGCCUAUGUCCCUUUAAAUACACACUGGACACAUGCUGUGGUCAAUCUGACAAAGGAAAUUACUUUGAAAGUUAACAUCAAGAAUAAAAAUGAUCCUUCAUAUGGAACUGUGGCUACCAUUGAGUUGGAUUCCUAUGUACCUUUCAUCAAAGCUAGAUCAGAUCCUAAUUGUGACACUCAGGCAAUUGGCACUAAUACUACAGACAUUUCUUUAAUAACAGAUAAACUUGUGAUAAUCUGCAGUUUUUUUGAGCCAUUAGACUCUAGUGGUGAGAUCACAUUUAAUGUGUUGUUUGAUAUUGAACAAGCUGAUUGGAAAAAGGAUGAACUGAAGAUUAAGAUUGAUGUCAUGCCCAAAUCUUCAGAACACAACCCUGAAAUUUCCUUGUUGGAUAAUACAAAAACUUUGAAUGCCAAGGUUUACAUUGUAGCCAAUAUUACACUGGAAAGUUUAUCAACACCAUCAGAACAUACAAUUUAUGAUGUCAAGAAUAAACCGAGCAAAGAUGAUGAUCAAAAGCAGACUUUAUUUAACAUCACUCAUAAAAUUCUUGUCAGAAACAAUGGUCCGAGUUUUCUUCCAAAAACUGAGAUUCUUGUGGAAGUUCCAAUUUUUCUUUCAGAGGAGACUCGAUUGGUAACUAAAGCUGAUGUCAAGAUGUCCACACCAUCAGGUGAAAUCCACUGUCAAACAAACCCAAACAUUGUCGACCGACAAGUAGUACCAAGUACCACAACACAACUCACAACUCAUAGCCAGGAUAAAGACUUGUCAAGUGUUAGUACAUUACCCAGCACCACCACAGAAGAAAUUAUUGACAUUGUCAACAGAAAGCGUAGAGCAGUAGACAACAAGUGUCAAGGAAAAAUGUGUUUUUUGAGAUGUCAAGACAAUCACAAUCUGUGUCAAUUAUUUACUUGUGAACUGAAUGCCAACAUGAGGUCCAAUAGCUAUGCAGAGAUAAAUAUCACCUUGGUUUUAGAUUUGUCCAAAUUGUAUAUUAAAGAGGAGUUCAACACUUUACAAUUUGUUAGUGAUGUGAUAGUCAAAGAACCCAAACAUCCUCUGUUUAAAUCUUGGGGAGUUAUAAAACAGCAAGAGACCAUUACCACAUUCCACUUUAUCCAGUCAGGGGGUAAAAUAAAUAUCUGGAUCAUUAUUGGGAGUGUUAUAGCUGGACUAGUUCUUAUUACAAUUAUUGUCAUCAUUCUAUGGAAGAUUGGCUUCUUCAAACGAACCAAACAUUUGGAAGUUCAGAGGCAAAAAAGAGAGAGCAUGAGAAGGUCAAUGAAAGCCAAAUUACAUUCACAGUCAGAAGAUUAAUCACUUUACAAAUAUUUGUGAAAAGAAAACACUGACUUUCUAAGGACAAUAACUCUGCUACAUUUGCUCUUCUUUUUUUCUAAAAGGAAAGUUUUUGUUUUGUUUUGUUUAACAAGUUUCAGAUUGGAGGAUAAUUUGCAUUCUGGUCCAAACCUCCAGCAGAAAGGUGAAGGAUGGCAGUGCAGCAUUAUGACCAUGGAACAAAGGUCCAGGUCACAUACCAUAUGACCAGGCAGCCAUCCAAAUCAAAGAAAACAUUAUUUUUGAACAAUGUUGUUGUUGUCUUAAUUUUGUGCAUAUUGACUUUUAGUCUGUCUGUCUUUCAUAUUUAGAUCGCAAAAAAAAAAGAAUAAAAGGCUAUAGUAAAUCUGA